This is a messenger RNA of Rubroshorea leprosula, 1142 nucleotides long. The record is from the annotation of a GenBank genome assembly. Lineage: Eukaryota; Viridiplantae; Streptophyta; Magnoliopsida; Malvales; Dipterocarpaceae.
AGUUUGGAUUGUACAAAAUUAAACCUAAGAAAAGAAGGGUCCUGAAUUUCAGAGUCUCAUUUCUCAAUCAAGUCUUUAUUUAUAAUAUGGAAGUACACUUCCAGAAAGAAUUAUGAUGAAUUCAUUAUAAGGCGCAGGUGGUCGAAUUUAGUUCCCCAAUUAAAUAUUUUUGCUUGUCAUUUCGAGAAUAAAGAUGGAUAUUAUUCAAACAAAUUGUUUUAUUUUCUUGGCACAAGCAGUUUGUUUGAAAGCAUAAGAAGAAGGAUCCAGUGUGUGUCCCUCAAAAUUUUUGAAGAAGAACAAGCUUGGAAGUUCAUAUUUACAAUGCUACAAGGAAAGUAUAUUGGCGAGGCUGGCAAGGAAAUCUUUGGUCCAUCUAGAAUUCUCACCGGUGAUAUUACCAACUUCGCUUGGACCCUCGACAGGUUUGAGUACAUGGAAAGCCUUCUGAUAUGGCACAUAGCCACUGAAAUCUGCUACGGAAAAGGAUGUCCAGAUAACAGCUCCAGCAGUUCUACUUCUACAUCUACUAAUUGUUUUGAUCAUCGAAAAAUAUGUAAGUUGAUUUCAGAUUAUAUGUUUUACCUUUUGGUAAUGGAGCCUACCAUGACAGCUACCUCGCCUAACAAUUUGAAGAUAGUUUUUGAGGGCGAAGAUGAAACAGAUGUAACAUGGAAGUGGCGGCCACGUUAUUGGGAGGAGGAAUCCAAAGAAACAUCAAUUAAAGAUCUCGAUAAGCUGGAUGAGCAAUUGGAAGACGAAGCUAAAACGGGUCAUAUAGAUCUAGAUCUGUUGAAGAAAGAUGUGGACAAGUUAACCUCCUAUGAAAAGGAUAGCAUAGCUCGCUUUCGAAGAAUAACCGUUGCAGGUUUUCUUGCCAUGGAGCUCCUCCAAUACCAGCCCGGUGGUUGCCCGUGGAACUUAAUGAGCAAAUUUUGGGUAGAAAUAUUAUGCUAUGCUGCUAUUCAUUGCCAACCCAUUGUCCAUGCACGACAAGUAAGCAGAGGCGGACAACUUCUCACCUUGGUUUGGUUGUUGAUCAAUUACUUGGGAUUAACUCCUUCACAGGGAUUCCUUGGCGGGUUGGAGGUCAUCUGAGCCACUUCAUGAAAUUGUCUGUCAAAUAUAAUUCAAGAGUGUUC